Drosophila innubila is the source of this 1698-nucleotide messenger RNA. RefSeq names its product lipid storage droplets surface-binding protein 1 (gene Lsd-1). Lineage: Eukaryota; Metazoa; Arthropoda; Insecta; Diptera; Drosophilidae. Gene Ontology annotation, cellular component: cytosol; lipid droplet. The coding region runs from base 132 to 1352 and encodes 406 amino acids. The record is from RefSeq and is a predicted model, not a curated record. The transcript is spliced from 7 exons. Gene Ontology annotation, biological process: positive regulation of triglyceride storage; lipid storage.
CUCAAUUCAUUGCCCGUUUAAAAGGGACGUGUUUUCGCGCUCUCUCUUCAAAACUGCAACUAAUUCUACAAUUCUUGCGUUCGGUUGAGUGAAAACUUUGCUUUAAUUCAAUUUCACUUAAACAUUAUCAAAUGGCUGCAACCAUCAACAGUGGGCUGCGUUUGGAGGCCAUCGAUCGCAUCACAUCGAUUCCAUUGGUCGAGUCCAGUGUUAAGCGGGUCGAGAACAUCUAUGAUAAAGUGAAGAACAACAACCGACUCUUCAGCUGGUACUUUGAGACGGCAGAGGCAACAAUUUCCGCUGCCUAUGAAACUGUUCAACCGGCUGUCAAACUUUUCGAGCUUCCUCUUAAACGUCUGGACAAUGUAAUGUGCAAAAGUCUCGAUAUUUUGGAGCAACGUAUUCCUUUGGUCUACUUGCCACCGGAAAUGAUGUAUUGGAAUACCAAGGAAUACAUGUCGGAUCAUCUAGUAAAGCCCGUUCUGAAGCGGGCGGAUUCCGUUAAGCAAAUUGGCAACGCGGUCCUCGAGAGCUCCCUAACCACCUAUGCGGCGGAUCGUAUCGAUGGAGCCUUCACAGCGGGCGAUAAAUUCGUGGACAAAUAUCUGGUGCCCAUACAAACAGAUCAAGAUCAGACAGACGCCCCUCAGGAGGAUGAUAACGAAACGGCGGGCGCAUCGGCGGAGGAGAAGGGCGCCAUUAAGGCAAUUCAUCACGGUCAACGCUUCUCCCGUAAACUCAAGCGGAGACUAACACAAAGAACUGUCGCCGAGGCGCGAGCUCUAAAGAAACAAAGCAAAGAAGCAAUCCAUGUGCUCAUCUAUGCUGUAGAAUUGAUUGCAACAGAUCCAAAGCAGGCCAUGCAGAAGGCCAAGGAACUGUGGGAUUAUUUGAGUGCCGAUGAGCCCGAAAAUCAGGCCAGACCCGUCACUCUGGAGCAGUUGAUAGUGCUCAUUACACGGGAGUCAGUCCGGCGAGUUGUUCACUUGGUUAACUACAGUGCCAACGUUGCGUCCACAAUACCCAAAAAUUUGGCGCAUACUACCACCGAGGUUGUUCAUCAUAUAAUAUACAUAAAUAAACGAAUUAUUACCAUUACUCGCUUGGAUAAGGUCAAGAAUCUAUCCAAGGAGGAAGCUGAAUCUCUCUUCAAGCGUAUGAUCGCCUUCUAUGGUGAUCUGCAAGUGCUCACCAAUGGAUAUCUGGAGCGCGUUGCGAGCUUUCUCUCCGGACGCAUUGAGGCGGAAAAGGUUACGGGCAGCGAUAGCAAUACCGUUAACCGAUCCUCCAGAAGACGACAGGAGGCAAACAAUUACUCGCCCUCUCACAACAAUAUAAAUGGAGUCUAUUGAGAAAUCGAGUUUUUUAUUCCAUUCGUAUUUUUGUUUCUAAUCAUAGAGUUUUAUUUUUGCUUGCAUUUUCGUACUAAUUAAAUUUUACAUUUAUCUUUACCAAUAUACAAGGUGGCGCCUAGUUAUUAACUUAUGCGAAUAUUCGAAAUUGGCGCCAUAUACGAACUGUCAACAGAAACAAUUAGCGCAUAUCGAUCAAAAUUGGCGCCAAUUGCAAAAUUUAUCGACUAUUCUGUUCAGUACAAAUGGCUUAUCGAUGUGUGUUAGGUUAAUUACUGCCGCGCCACUGUACAAUAACGAUAUUGAAAUUUACUUAAAUAAAUGCUCCUUAUAGUAUUUCAAUUCA